ACAUCAUAGGUCUCCCCCCUCUCUUUCCCCAUGCCUUGGCAAGAGUAACAGACCUGAGGGGAUUUGAACCAUCUACACCCAACCCAUGUGGGACCAAUGGAGGUGGACCGGCCGGAGAACAUGGACGAACACGCUGAAGAGCAGCCUCAGCAGCAAGGGGAGCCGACGGGCUCCCCCCCAGCACCGCUGGCCCUAGAGGAGAAGGUGGAGGCUAACAGUGCGGACACAGCUGAGGCAAAGGAAGUGGAUAAUGCUAAUGAAAGACCCCAAAAAAUCUCAGGAAACAAAAGUAGGCCGCCCCCCAGCGACCCAGAAGUGGUGAGGAUCCAGGCCUGGUGGCGGGGCAUCCUGGUGCGCAGGUCGCUGCUGUUUGCGGCCCUCGGCGCCCUGACCAUCCAGCGCUGGUGGAAGCAGAUCCACAUGCGGGCGCUGGAGGCGCGGCGGCGGGCCGUGCUGGAGGCCUUCACCCGGAAGGAGUGGGCGGCCGUCCGGCUGCAGUCCUGGGUCCGCAUGUGGCGCAUCCGCCUGCGCUACUGCCGCCUGCUGCACGCCGCCCGCAUCAUCCAGGCCUACUGGCGGUGCCGCUCCUGCGGCUCCCGGGGCUUCAUCAAGGGCCACUACCGAGUCACGGCCAACCAGCUGCACCUGGAGCUGGAGAUCGUGCUGGGCUCGGAGCCCUGCUUCGUGUCGGAGUGUAUCCCCCUCCCAGUAAAGCAGUGACGCCGGC
This is a messenger RNA of Eptesicus fuscus (big brown bat), 727 nucleotides long. Its product is annotated as IQ domain-containing protein F1. Bases 97 to 720 code for a protein of 207 amino acids. The transcript is spliced from 4 exons. Gene Ontology annotation, molecular function: calmodulin binding. The record is from RefSeq and is a predicted model, not a curated record. Lineage: Eukaryota; Metazoa; Chordata; Mammalia; Chiroptera; Vespertilionidae.